AGAGAGAGAAAGAGAGAAAGGGUGAACCAACUCGUCAGAGAACAGAGUACAAAACCAAAGAGGAAGGCGAUCAGGACUCACAAAAUCAAGAGGCUGUUCCUACUCUGCCCCCUUCCCCCCCCCCCCCGCCCCGCUGCUGAAGAUGGCUCAGUUUGCUAUGUCGCCCGACGCGUUCUCCGAGGCCGAGGUGACCUGCUCCAUCUGCCUGGACCUGCUGUGCGACCCGGUCACCACACCCUGCGGCCACAACUACUGCCAGGCCUGCAUCGGCGGCUACUGGGCCUCCACCGAGGUGUGCUCGUGCCCGCUGUGCAAGCGCGUCUUCCAGGAGCGGCCCAAGCUCAGCAUCAACCGCGUGCUGUCCGCCAUCACCAACACGUACAAGGUGGCCCAGUACGACGGCUACCCCGACGCCUCCGACCCGGCCUCGUCGAAGACGCCGACGCCCAAACCCCGCAGCAGAGCGGGCGGCGCUGUCGCCGCGGAGACGUCGGCCCUCUACGACGACAUCGACGUGGCGAAGGGCAAAGUGGUCAUGUGCGACGUGUGCCCGGGCAAGAAGCAGCGCGCCGUGAGCAGCUGCAUGACGUGCAUGGCGUCCUACUGCGAGGAGCACGUGCAGGCGCACCGCGACAUGCCCUUCUACCGCGGCCACCAGCUCCGGGACCCCGGGGAGGCCCAGCAGGGGCGCACCUGCCCCACCCACGGCAGGCUGCUGGAGGUGUACUGCCGCACCGACCAGACCUGCAUCUGCUCCGUCUGCGUGCUCGAGACACACCGCACACACAGCACCGUGUCUGUGCAGACCGAGAGGAUCACCAAACAGAAACUCCUGAGUAAGACGGAGCUGGACAUCCAGACCAGCAUCGACAGGAAGAGCCUCAACUUGGCUGACAUGAGAGGGAGGAUGCAAACGGUGAAGAACUAUGCCAGGGCAGAGCAAGCCCAGCUAGAGCAACUGCUGGGGGAGGUGAUACGCUCUGUGGAUCGGAUUCGCCGGGAGCUGGUUGGCCGGAUACAGGAGAAGCAGGCCUCUGUGAUUGGACGGGGGGAGGAAAUAGUGUCGCGACAGGAGGCUGAGCUGAGCAGGAUGCAGGAAGUGAGAGCGAGGCUGGAACAACAGGCCACCUCUGAUGACCACAUUGGUUUCCUGCAGAGCUUUGAGGAGGUGGGCACCCCCCUGCAGGCCGAGCUGAACCAGGGCCGGGAGGAGCCCGAGGUGGACCUGGAGCUGCGCUUCUCCCUGGACGACGUGAAGGCCUCCCUCAGGGAGGUCCAGGACCGGCUGGAAGACAUCCGCGGCGGAGAGGUGCGCUACCGCCAAUCUGUCUCUUCACUACCAGAGAGCGAGAGCAUGAUGAGUGUUAGGUCAAUGGGAAGGAAGGACUGGUCACUAAAAGACAUACGCAGGCUAAGGCCAAGUUCAGCGCACAAGAAGGUUAAAGGAUAUGUAGAGGACCUGUCCCUGAAUCCCGUGACCGCGUACCCUUUCCUCACCCUGUCAGAGGACCGCAAGCAGGUGAAGCGAGGCGAGAAGCUGCAGUUCUACAGGAACAGCACGCAGCGAUUCGACGUCUGGUCCUGCGUGCUCGCCAAAGAGAGCUUCGAGUCGGGCAGACACUACUGGGAGGUGAACGUCGGAGAGAGUAAGGACUGGAAGUUGGGUGUGUCUAUCGAGUCAGCCCAGAGGAAGGGCCUUUUUGACAUGAGUCCCUCGAACGGCUACUACGCCCUCUGGUGGGGUGGCUCCCACCUGCGCACGCUCACUUCUCCUCCUCUGGGCAAGGUGAAGGUGACGGGGCGGCUGCGUAGGGUCGGGGUCUACCUGGACUGCGAGGAGGGCCAGGUGGUCUUCUACAACGCCAAGUCUGGGAGCGAGUUGCACUCCUUCAACACGGCCCCCUUCAGGGAGAAGGUGCUGCCGCUGUUUGGCACGGGGGACAAGGAGGUCCCACUAGUGCUUAUGAGCUGAUGGAUGGACACCACUAAAGGAGUGAGGAAAGAGAUUGAGUGAGUGCCUGAGGUGGAAGAGAGAGGAAGAGAGGAGAACGGGGAAGAAUGAAUGAAUGAGCGAGAGGGAGAGUGGAAGAGAGAAUGAAUAGUGGAGAGAGGAAUAGUGAAUGAGGGAGAGGAGGGACAUGAGGAUGAAGGAACUACUAUCCCAGAACGCAGGAGAGACGCUGUGAGCCAUUGGAGAGCCGAGCCUAACUUGGUAGCUCUGUUUUUAGACUCUGACUGUGGGAGUGAAGGAAUGAGGGAAUGUGAGUAUUUCUGUGACUGAAUGGGAGAGGGUGGGAGGGACGGAAGCUGAGAGGAGUUUUUAUAUCUGUGUGUGUGGGAGGGUGGAAGGGCAUUGAGAGG
Clupea harengus (Atlantic herring) is the source of this 2361-nucleotide messenger RNA. It is a transcript of the gene btr30, whose product is annotated as E3 ubiquitin-protein ligase TRIM39. NCBI's taxonomy places the organism in Eukaryota, Metazoa, Chordata, Actinopteri, Clupeiformes, Clupeidae. Gene Ontology annotation, molecular function: protein binding; zinc ion binding. Bases 143 to 1972 code for a protein of 609 amino acids. The record is from RefSeq and is a predicted model, not a curated record. The transcript has 10 exons.